This is a messenger RNA of Vairimorpha ceranae, 390 nucleotides long. RefSeq lists its product as hypothetical. NCBI's taxonomy places the organism in Eukaryota, Fungi, Microsporidia, Nosematidae. Bases 1 to 390 code for a protein of 129 amino acids. The transcript has a single exon. The record is from RefSeq and is a predicted model, not a curated record.
AUGAAGAAAUAUGAUAUAUUUUUAGUUAACAAUUUAAAGUGUAACUAUAGUCAAGAUUUAACUAAAGACAUAUCACUUAAUUUUGAAUCUUCUUCUAUUUUAAAAUCUGCAAAAUAUAUAAAAUCAAAAACAAUUAUACAAUUUAAUUUUCUUAAAUAUUCACCAAUGCAUUGUUUAAAGUUAUUUUUUAUUACUGUGACAGGUAAAACAAAAGAUGGAUAUAUUGGUUACGAUACUUCAUGUAGAUGUUUAAUUAAUUGGAAUGAAAAGCUUAAUGUUAAUACAAGGUACGAAAUGUAUGGCAAAUUAGAAAAAAAUAAACUUUUAAUACUUAAUUGUGAAAAAGUUCUAGAAAUAGAUUACAAAAAAUUAGUAUAUCAAUUAUUAUAA